Messenger RNA from Phalaenopsis equestris, 1638 nucleotides. RefSeq names its product fructose-bisphosphate aldolase 1, chloroplastic. Gene Ontology annotation, molecular function: fructose-bisphosphate aldolase activity. Gene Ontology annotation, cellular component: cytosol. The coding region runs from base 209 to 1378 and encodes 389 amino acids. NCBI's taxonomy places the organism in Eukaryota, Viridiplantae, Streptophyta, Magnoliopsida, Asparagales, Orchidaceae. Gene Ontology annotation, biological process: glycolytic process; fructose 1,6-bisphosphate metabolic process. The record is from RefSeq and is a predicted model, not a curated record. The transcript is spliced from 6 exons.
AUCCCAACCCUCAAAAACCAUCUCCACCAUUAAAUCCCGAACCCAUUCUCCACCUCACAAUUCAUAUCCUGCUCUCAAUUUCCCUCCACCCUACAUUACUUAAACUUUCCUGCAGAAAAUUUCAGAGCAAGAGAGACAUAAGAGCACAGAGAAAGAAAUAGAUAACUUUCUCUCUUGCUUUUCUUCUUCUUCUUCAUUAUUAUCAUCAAUGGCGUCUGCUACCAUUCUCAAGUCUUCUUUUUUGCCAAAGAGAUCAGACUGGGCGGGUGCCGGUCGGCCGGUGAUUGCUCGUCAGCCGGCAGCCGUGCAUCUCACCGUCCGUGCAGGCUCAUAUGCAGAUGAACUUGUUAAGACUGCUAAAACUAUUGCUUCACCUGGAAGGGGGAUACUGGCCAUGGAUGAGUCUAACGCUACAUGUGGAAAGCGCCUGGCUUCUAUCGGGCUGGAGAACACUGAAGCCAACAGGCAGGCUUACAGGACCCUUCUAGUUUCAGCUCCUGGCCUGGGGCAGUAUAUUUCAGGAGCAAUUCUCUUUGAAGAGACUCUGUAUCAAUCAGCAACAGAUGGAAGGAAGAUAGUUGAUGUUCUUGUUUCUCAGAACAUUGUGCCUGGCAUAAAGGUUGAUAAGGGCCUUGUUCCACUGGUGGGAUCCAACGACGAGUCAUGGUGCCAGGGUCUCGAUGGUCUAGCUUCACGGUGCGCUGCAUACUAUCAGCAAGGAGCUCGAUUUGCCAAAUGGCGCACAGUGGUCAGCAUCCCUAAUGGCCCAUCAGCACUUGCAGUAAAGGAAGCUGCUUGGGGCCUUGCUCGCUAUGCCGCCAUUGCUCAAGACAACGGACUAGUUCCGAUUGUGGAGCCUGAGAUUCUGUUGGAUGGAGAGCAUGGCAUUGAUCAGACCUUCGAGGUUGCGCUGAAAGUAUGGGCUGAGGUCUUCUUCUACUUGGCUGAAAACAAUGUGUUGUUUGAAGGAAUCCUAUUGAAACCGAGCAUGGUGACACCAGGUGCAGAGAGCAAGGAGAAGUCUACUCCUGAGGAAGUGGCAGAAUAUACUCUUAAGCUUCUUUAUAGAAGAAUUCCACCAGCUGUUCCUGGAAUCAUGUUCCUUUCUGGUGGACAAUCUGAAGUGGAAGCAACUCAGAACCUAAAUGCAAUAAACCAAAGCAAAACCCCAUGGCACGUCUCAUUCUCUUACGCCAGAGCGCUGCAAAACACUUGCCUAAAAACUUGGGGAGGGAGACCAGAGAAUGUCAAGGCGGCGCAGGAUACACUGCUGCUUCGAGCUCAGGCCAACUCACUUGCGCAGCUCGGGAAAUACUCUGGUGAGGGCGAGUCAGCCGAGUCAAAGAAGGUGACUUACGAGAAGAAAUACACCUACUAGUGGUUUUGCUGGUUAUGCGUGGGAUGUUAAACUAUUUGAGAGGUGUUAAAUUGAAUGGAAUUAAAGGAAGCCGACAAUUUAGGGAUGAUGGCUAUGUAUUAUGAUACAGUGGCAAUAGCUAUAUGUUGAUUAGUUUAACUUAGCUGAUUAUAUUAUGUUUAUUAAAUGGAAGGUUGCUUUUUUAUUGUGUAAUGUAGCGAUAUUGUACUAGCCAAAGAACUAUCACUUUGGUGUACUAGUGUGAUGUUAGAUUUUCUUGA